AAGACGUAAAAGCGCCGACUAGUGGUUAAAUCUGUUGCUUAGUAAACAUUGCUUGUUGGUUUCACAAAUUGCUUCUUUAAAUCUCGUAAUUAACUUGAUUUGUUAUUUUUUUUUAUCUAAAUUAAAGCUUGGAUUUACAUCUGUUCACAGUCAACCAUGAAUCGAGAGUAUGGUUAUGAUUACGAAUAUGGAAAUGAUUAUGGUUAUAACUAUGGCUAUAAUGGGCUUCACUCUGGAGAUCCAAGACAAGACUUAGAAUAUGAAAAAAGUUACUUGACUGGUGGUGGUGGAUCUGCGGCUGUUGGAUCUGGUUUCAAUGUUCCUGAUGUCGUCCAUGAGUUUCUUCUCAGACUCUAUAAGGCAAUCACUGAAAGAAACGUGUAUGAAAUUCACAACUUGUAUGAGAAUACAUUUCUCCAAUUAACUGAGACUUAUUAUAAGGAAAGACCCUGGCCAACUGAAGGAGAAGUGGUUCAUGUUGUUGGUGAAAGAGAGCAUUUUAAAACAUUCAUCAUCUUCUACAAAGAAUUAUACUUCCGACAUAUUUAUGCUAAAUGCCAACCAACAAUUGAGCAAAGAUUUGAAUCAUAUGCGAACUACUGUGCUCUUUUUAAUUUAUUGCUCAACGACGAGGAACCAGUCCCAAUUGAGCUACCCAACCAGUGGUUAUGGGAUAUCAUUGAUGAAUUCAUUUACCAAUUUCAAUCCUUUUCUCUUUAUCGAAUGAAAGCAAAUGCUGGAAAGCUUUCCGAAUAUGAGGUUGAACAGUUGAAGCUUAAUCUUCCCAUUUGGAAUGUACAUUCUGUCUUGAAUGUUUUGCAUUGUUUGGUAGAUAAAUCAAAAAUUAAUGAACAAUUGAAGGAGUAUAAUGCCGGUCGGGAUCCAGAUUUGGUUGCAGAUGAAUUUGGUAGACAAACUAUCUAUAAAAUGCUUGGUUAUUUUUCUCUAAUUGGGCUCCUCAGACUCCAUUCUUUGCUCGGAGAUUACUAUCAUGCCGUCAAAGUUGUUGAAAAUAUAGAUUUACAUCGUCAACCUCUACAAAAUUUGUCUGUUGCUCGUGUUCUAGCUUGUCAGACUACAACUUUCUAUUAUGUAGGAUUUGCUUACAUGAUGAUGCGAAGAUAUGCUGAUGCCAUUCGUACUUUCUGUAACAUUUUGUCUUAUCUUCAAAGAACACUUCAACGUGGACAAAUUUAUCAACAAUUUAGAACAUUUCAAAUGGAUUUGAUUGAUAAACAGACUGAUCAGAUGUAUGCUUCACUCAAUAUUUGCCUGGUCUUGCAUCCUCAAAGAAUCGAUGAAAGUAUUCUGUCAGUAUUACAAGAAAAGUUUGGUGACUCAAUGAGCAAAAUGCAACGUGCAGAUCUGAAAGAGUUUGAAGCUGCAUUCAGAUUUGCUUGCCCAAAAUUCUUAUCUCCAGUCGUAACUAUUGUUGAACCAGAUAUGUCAGGCGAAACACCAGUGCGAAUCGAUCCUUGGAAUCAACAACUUCGUGUUUUUAUGGACGAAAUUUCCCAACAAAUUCAAACUUUGGUGAUAAGGAGCUACUUGAAGCUUUAUACCACAAUGCCCAUGUCAAAAUUGGCUGCAUUCUUGGAGAUUGAUGAAGAUACUCUGAGAGUACAAUUGUUAUGUUUCAAACAUAAAAUGCGUAAUCUUGUAUGGAAUCGCACACAAGGAAACUCUGGUUUAGAAGGCGAAUUUGAAUCAGGCUCUGAUGUAGAUUUUUACAUUGAUAAAGAUAUGAUUCUUGUAGCUGAUACUAAAGUUGCUCGUCGCUAUGGUGAAUACUUUUUAAGACAAAUUCACAAAUUUGAAGAGCUUUACAGAAUUGCUGGUUCUAUUCAAAGAACCAAUACAAUCUAAAACCAUUUAGAAAAAUAUUUGAUUAAGGUAAAAUAAAAUAAAACGUUUCCAAUCCCUAAAACGAAUAAACACUUUUUUUACUUAA
This is a messenger RNA of Tetranychus urticae (two-spotted spider mite), 1951 nucleotides long. RefSeq names its product eukaryotic translation initiation factor 3 subunit l (gene eIF3l). NCBI's taxonomy places the organism in Eukaryota, Metazoa, Arthropoda, Arachnida, Trombidiformes, Tetranychidae. Gene Ontology annotation, cellular component: cytoplasm; eukaryotic translation initiation factor 3 complex. Gene Ontology annotation, molecular function: translation initiation factor activity. The record is from RefSeq and is a predicted model, not a curated record. Gene Ontology annotation, biological process: translational initiation.